Corylus avellana is the source of this 1952-nucleotide messenger RNA. It is a transcript of the gene BGLU41, whose product is annotated as beta glucosidase 41. Gene Ontology annotation, biological process: carbohydrate metabolic process. The record is from RefSeq and is a predicted model, not a curated record. Gene Ontology annotation, molecular function: beta-glucosidase activity. Lineage: Eukaryota; Viridiplantae; Streptophyta; Magnoliopsida; Fagales; Betulaceae.
CUCAUCCUCUCUAAUGGGCAUCUGUAUUCUCCAUAUAAAUUGUGUAACAUGUGUCAUCUCCAAUCCAUUCUUCCCUUCCUUUUCUCCCAUCUUGCACAUAUUGCAUAACGUGCAAACAAAGGGCAAAGGAAGCUUUUUUCAGCAACUCUCCCCUCCCCCAAGCCAACCCACCCAAAAACCUUGCUGUACAAGAAGAGUUCCCACAGUCGCUGUUGCCCAUCUCUGCUUCCAUCAUAUUCUUCACCUUCACAGCCAAGAUAACCAUCAAUGGUUUCCUCCAUAUAAUAAUACCCAAUUGACAGUUGGCAAAUACUCUGUCUAGAACCAUUCCGCCAUGGCAGUCACUCUAAUUUUCUUUCUUCUAACCAGGUUCUUUGUGAACUCAGAAUCGAUUAGCAGAGUUGAUUUCCCAGAUGGGUUCGUCUUUGGAACUGCUUCUUCCGCUUACCAGUUUGAGGGGGCUGUUAAUGAAGGCAACAAGGGAACUAGCAUAUGGGAUACUUUUUCAAGGCAACCAGGAAGAAUUUUAGAUUUCAGCAAUGCAGACAUGGCUGUCGAUCAGUAUCACAGAUUUAAGAGUGAUAUAGACUUGAUGAAGGAGUUGGGAAUGGAUGCUUACAGAUUCUCAAUAUCAUGGUCAAGAAUCUUUCCAAAUGGAACAGGGGAACCUAAUCCAGAAGGAAUAAACUACUACAACUGUCUGAUAGAUGCUUUAAUGGAAAAAGGAAUCCAGCCUUUUGUAACUCUAUAUCACUGGGAUCUUCCACAGAUACUCGAAGAUAAAUAUGGUGGAUGGUUGAGCACACAGAUAGUAGAAGACUUUCAAAAUUAUGCCUUCACCUGCUUCCAAGCUUUUGGAGACAGAGUAAAGCACUGGAUCACCUUCAAUGAACCUCAUGGUUUCGCAAUCCAAGGUUAUGACUUGGGCGUUCAAGCUCCUGGAAGAUGUUCUCUUCUUGGUCACUUUUUCUGUAAAAUGGGAAAAUCAUCCACUGAACCAUACACUGUCGCUCACAAUAUCCUCUUGUCUCAUGCUGCCACUUAUCAUAGUUACCAGUUGCAUUUCAAGGAAAGACAAGGAGGUCAAAUAGGAAUAUCACUAGAUGCCAAAUGGUAUGAACCGAUAUCUGAUUGCGAUGAGGAUAAAGAUGCAGCACAUAGAGCAAUAGAUUUUGGACUUGGAUGGUUCCUUGAUCCACUUAUCUUUGGCGAAUACCCUCAUUCAAUGAAGACGCUUGUUGGUGGGAGAUUACCAGAGUUUUCAAGCACAACCUCAAAAUACCUUGCAGGAUCCUUUGACUUUAUUGGCAUAAACCACUAUACCACAUUGUAUGCCCGGAACGACAGGACUCGUAUUCGAAAAUUGAUAUUGCAGGAUGCUUCAUCUGAUGCCGCUGUCAUUGCAACCCCAUACCGAGGUGGAGUUGCCAUUGGAGAAAGGGCAGCUUCCCGUUGGAUACACAUAGUCCCAUGGGGCAUCCGAAAGCUGGCAAGAUAUGUGAAAGAUAAGUAUGGGAACCCCCCAGUGAUUAUAACAGAAAAUGGUAUGGAUGAUCCAAAUAAACCUUCUAUAGCUUUAGACAAGGCUUUACAGGAUGAGAAAAGGAUAAGAUUUCACAGGGACUAUCUCUCAAAUCUGUCUGCUGCUAUAAGGCAAGACGACUGCAAUGUACGAGGUUAUUUUGUGUGGGCGUUGCUUGACAACUGGGAGUGGAACCUAGGCUAUAGUGUCCGGUUUGGACUCUACUAUGUGGACUACAAGAAUAACCUUACAAGGAUUCCCAAACAAUCCGUUCAUUGGUUUAAAAGUAUUCUCAGAGUAAAAGGGUGAUUUAAAUCAUUGUUGUUAUACAUGCAAAAUAUGAAACACAAGUUGUACAAUGCAGAUUGAAAACUAAGAAGAAAAAAUCAAUGAAAGGAAAAAAGUAAAGAAAAAAGAAAAGUUCUAUGAA